Diaporthe batatas is the source of this 243-nucleotide messenger RNA. RefSeq lists its product as uncharacterized. The transcript is spliced from 3 exons. The coding region runs from base 1 to 243 and encodes 80 amino acids. The record is from RefSeq and is a predicted model, not a curated record. NCBI's taxonomy places the organism in Eukaryota, Fungi, Ascomycota, Sordariomycetes, Diaporthales, Diaporthaceae.
AUGGCCGGUAGGAAGAGGCGCGAUAGCGGGCCCGUGGCCGCUCCAGCCGAGCCCAAUAGGAGGGCCAGCGAUGCUACAUCACAGCCCAGAGACGAGGAGGCCACACAAUGCACCGAGACAGACUCUGAGCGCCGCCGGAACAUCGAGGCAUGCCUCAAUUAUAUCAAUGAGAAUGGCUAUCCUCCUGCGCAUGCCCACUCGGUGACAGUAACGCUGUGCCCUUUUUCUUCCAUGCUGUCGUGA